CGAUUGGUCGGCUCGGCGGAGACGUCGUCGGGGGCGCGCCGGGGACGCCCGGAGGGCGGUGGCUCUCUGACCCGGCGGCUACGAAUAAAUGGCCGGGAGGUGCUGGCGGCGCGAUGCUGGGCUCUCCCGCGGACUCGGACCGGCCUCGGCCGUCGCUCGGAUCCUGUUUUCCUCGUCCCUUUGGCUUUGUCCCCCGCGGCUGACCGCGGACAGGGAGACAGCUCUUGGUCUCUGCCACCUUCCGCUCCCCUCUGCGGCUGCCCAGGCCUCAGGCGAGGGCCAGGUUACAUUUCACUCUGUCAUCUGUGUUUUGGACAUUGUCUCAUAAUGGAGUUCCCUGAUUUGGGGAAGCAUUGUUCAGAAAAAACGUGCAAUCAGCUAGAUUUUCUUCCGUUAGAAUGUGAUGCAUGUAAACAAGAUUUCUGUAAAGAUCACUUUACCUGUGCUGCACAUAAAUGUCCCUUUGCAUUCAAGAAGGAUGUUCAGGUCCCAGUGUGCCCACUUUGUAACAGCCCCAUCCCAGUAAAAACGGGAGAGGUCCCAGACGUGGUGGUCGGUGAGCACAUGGAUGGAGCUUGUAACCACCACCCCGGGAAGAAGAAAGAGAAGAUUUUCACGUACCGCUGCUCAAAAGAGGGCUGCAGGCGGAAAGAGAUGCUGCGGGUGGCUUGCGCCGAGUGUCGCGGCAGCUUCUGCAUUCAGCACAGACACCCUCAGGACCACGGCUGCACCCGCGGACGCCCCGCUGCCAGCAUGGCGGGGUGCUCGGCAGCAAGGGACUCGGAACCUGGGCCGUCGGGGGCUUCACGCGAGGGGCCGGGCGGCUGGCUGGCUCGGCGCUUCAGGUGGAGAGUAGAGCGUUGAUGUGACUGUGUCUGUUCAAACUGGCCUCUUUCCGUCCGUGAUUUGCACUUUGUGGAACUUUUAUGCUCUAGCACUUCCAUACUUCCCACCGCGAGCAGCUCUGCCCUGAGCUGAGCUGGUCAGGGGCUUCUUCACUUAAACCACCGACAGUGGAUCUCACUGUGUCUUCCUCACGUGGCAUCUGAGCCCAGGCACGGGGGCAGGACUACACCUACCCUGUUAGGGGUCCUUGUCCAGAGGUGGCCCCCAGCCCACCGCUCCUGUUUGACUGAGAGAACAGCCUGUGACCCUCUGACUGCAAGCAUUGGGGUGACACCGAGGGCUUUGGGGCCUGUCAGGAGCGCCGUCAUCUCCUGGGACCUCAGGGAACCGGAUGAAGAGAAAUGCCAUCCCAGGCAUAGCCCCAGGGGCACCCAGCUGUGCGCUCCAGACAUCCCACUGCUUGCGGAUUAACAAAAAUCCAAGCAGUUUCUCUUCCUUGUUUGGUUUCAUAGCCUCAAAAUAUAAUGGUUGUGACCAGCUAGAGGGGUAGGAUAGGGAGGGUGGGAGCGAGGUGCAAGAGGGAGGGGAUAUGGGGAUAUAUGUAUACACAUAGCUGAUUCACUUUGUUAUACGGCAGCAGCUAACACACCAUUGUAAAGCAAUCAUACUCCAAUAACGAUGUUUUACAUACAUAUAUAUAUAGUGGUUGGGGGGUGUAUUCAGUUCCCAUCCCACGGGCGGGUUAUCCAGCUCUUUCUACUCCCUGUCCUGUUGGUGGCGUUAGAUCUGGACCCGUGGUUGUCCAGGUGCACCAGAAUCGUGCGGGGCCUGGUAGAGCAGUGCCACCGCCCCCCACCCCACCCCAGCGGAGUUCCUGACGCUGUGGGUCUGGGGACUAUGUGGACGGAGCCCUUUCUGCGGUCCAGGGCCAGUGCAGCGGCCACUGGCCGCUAGGGAGCACGUGGAGCCGGCGUCCAGCGUAGCCGCAGAGCUGUCACCUGCAUUCAGUCAUUAGGAAGCCGUGUUGAGUAUGUCAGGAACAUGAAUAUGUGAAUCUGGUUUUUCAGCUGUAAAUUUUAUAAAAUCUAAGUACAGAUCAGGUCUUUCUCAAGUAAGGUUAAUGUCCAAAUUGAGACACUGGGUUUGGAAGUCAAUGCCAAAAAAAAAGUGAAAUAUCUCAUUGUUAAAAAUAUUUACAGGUCGAAAUAGUAUUUUGGAUAUGAUGGAUUAAAUAAAACAUUAAAGUGA
Messenger RNA from Orcinus orca (killer whale), 2094 nucleotides. RefSeq names its product zinc finger AN1-type containing 2A (gene ZFAND2A). Gene Ontology annotation, molecular function: zinc ion binding. Gene Ontology annotation, biological process: protein targeting to ER; proteasome-mediated ubiquitin-dependent protein catabolic process. The transcript is spliced from 7 exons. NCBI's taxonomy places the organism in Eukaryota, Metazoa, Chordata, Mammalia, Artiodactyla, Delphinidae. Bases 328 to 864 code for a protein of 178 amino acids. Gene Ontology annotation, cellular component: endoplasmic reticulum; cytoplasm. The record is from RefSeq and is a predicted model, not a curated record.